CCGAUUUGAUCCACUUUUGGGGAAGAAAAAAAGAAAAGUGUGGCGCCCUCACGCUUCUGCCAGCCGGUCCGACGACGUAAGUCCGAGUCCCGGAUCUGCUCGCGGUCGACGCGAGCGGCUCUGCUGCCGGUCCCAGUCCGGUUCUUGGCCUCGGCAUGCGCAGCGGCCGCGUGGUGCGCCUGCUGGUGGCGCUGUUGUGCGCGGAAGUGUCCGCGGCGGUGGUUGGCGUGGACGGGGAUUCUGAGGAAUCCGCGGAGGUGAUCCCCGAGCUGCUGACGGCGCCCGGCCACCCGGACCGCCUGCUGGUGUCGCUGGCGGCGUUCGGCCGGAACCUCCGGCUCGACGUCAGCAGAAGCGGCGGCCUGCUGGGGAGUCACCUGCUGGUGGAGGAACGACGGGCCGCCGGGCGAGCCGCCGGCGUGCGAGUGGAGCGCGACCAGCUCUGCCUCUACUCGGGCUCCGUUCUGGAGCGACCCGGCUCGUCGGUGUCCGUCACGGCCUGCGGAGGCCUGACAGGCCUGGUGCAUGUGGACGGCGAAGUUCUUUUGGUGCGGCCGCUGGAGGGGGACGAGCGGCAGCGGCGACAGAACACCACUUCCCCGGGGUGGCUCUCGGGAAUCAAACAUGGGCUUCUGCGCCGCCGCCGGCGCCGGUAUGGUCGGGACGCCGCUGACGCAGCGGAAUGGCCAGAUGAGAAGAAGCGGGCCGCUUCCGAGGCGAGCGAGGACGGUCGAGGCAGGCGCGCGGCCGUGGGCGCCCGGGACGCCUACACGCUGGAAACGCUGCUGGUGGCCGACUCCAGCAUGGUCCGCUACCACGGAGCCGACGCCGCCAAGAGGUUCUUGUUGACCGUCAUGAACAUGGUGUACAACAUGUUCCAGCACCAAAGUCUGGGCGUGAGGAUCAACAUCCGGGUCACAAAGUUGGUUCUGCUCCACAGCCGCCCCGAGAAGCUGAAGGUGGGCCACCACGGCCAGCGCUCCCUGGAGAGCUUCUGCCACUGGCAGCAGCAAGAGUUCGGAGGGCCGCCGCCACGCUACCCGGGGAGCAACCGCCUUCCCGGAGGACGCCAUCAAGUCCCGCCCGUGGACGCCGCCGUGCUGGUCACCAGGACAGACUUCUGCGUGCAUAAGGAGGAACCGUGUGAUACCGUUGGUAUGGCCUACCUGGGCGGCGCGUGCAGCGCCAAACGCAAAUGCGUGCUGGCCGAGGACAACGGCCUCAACUUGGCCUUCACGGUGGCGCACGAGCUGGGACACAACAUGGGUAUGAGCCACGACGACGAGCACGCCUCCUGCAGCGGCCGCGCCUACAUCAUGUCCGGCGAGUGGCUGAAGGGACGCAACCCUAGCGACCUGUCCUGGUCGCCCUGCAGCCGCGACGACCUUGGCAAGUUCCUCGGGUCCAAGUCCAGCGGCUGUCUGGUGCACACGGAGCCCGGGAGUCGCUACCAGCUGCGCCUCCCUCACAAGCUGCCCGGGAUGCAUUACAGCGCGGACGAGCAGUGUCAGAUCCUCUUUGGAACCAACGCCACCUUCUGCUCCGACAUGGAGCAUCUGAUGUGCGCCGGCUUGUGGUGCCUGGUGGGCGGCGAUGCCUCCUGCAAGACCAAAUUGGACCCUCCCCUGGACGGGACUCAGUGUGGACCGGACAAGUGGUGCCGCGCAGGGCAGUGCGUGAGUAAGACCCCGAUCCCACAGCACGUGGACGGUGACUGGAGUCCUUGGAGCCCGUGGAGCAUGUGCAGUCGCACCUGCGCCACCGGAGUCCAGUUCAGACAGAGGAAGUGCGACAACCCCCCGCCCGGUCCGGGCGGACAUCCCUGCCAGAAGGGCAGCGUGGAGCACAAAGCCUGCGAAGGUCCUCCGUGCCCAAAGGGAGCGCCGAGCUUCAGAGACCUUCAGUGUUUGUCCUACGACCGGCACGCCGGCAAGACCAAGAGCGAUGUGCUAACUGCCGUCGUCAACGACGAGAAACCUUGCGUGUUGUUCUGCACUCCGGUGGGUCGCGACGUGGCCGUGCUGAUGGCGGAGAGGGUGGUGGACGGGACGCCGUGCGGACCCUACGAGGCCGACCUGUGCGUCAACGGCAGGUGUCAGAAAAUCGGCUGCGACGGCGUCAUCGGGUCUCCGUCCAAAGAAGACGCUUGCGGCGUUUGUAACGGGGACGGCCGAUCGUGUACCGUCGUCAGGGGAGACUUCAACCGCAGCGGAGGCAUGGGCUACGUGGAGGCGGUUGUCAUUCCUGCCGGAGCGCAAAGGAUCAAAGUGGUGGAGGACAAACCUUCGCACAGCUUUCUGGCCCUGAAGGACGGCACCGGCGGCACCGGCAAGUCCAUCAACAGCGACUGGAAGAUUGAACUGCCGGGAGAAUUCCACGUGGCCGGCACCACCGUCAGAUACGUCAGGAGAGGACUGUGGGAAAAAAUGUCGGCCAGGGGCCCCACGCGCGCCCCGCUGCACCUCAUGGUGCUUCUGUUCCACGACCAGACGUACGGCAUUCGCUACGAGUACACCUUGGCCCUCAACGCAUCGCAACGGCGCAAACCCUCGCAAGCGCCGCCGCCGCCGCCGCCGCCGCAGCACCAUGACGACGACGACGACGACGACAAGGCAACAAUGCAGCAGCGUGUCUACAUCUGGAUGCACAGCAGCUGGAAGGCCUGCACAGCGCAAUGCGGAGGAGGCGAGAGGAGGACGACGGUGUCGUGCGCCCGUCUGGCCAACCAGUCCACGGAGGCGGUGGACCAUUCUUUCUGUCGGCCCGACCGUCGGCCGCCGCCGCGAGUCGAGCUGUGCAACCCUCAAGCCUGCCUCUACCGGUGGCUGGCAGGCCAGUGGGGCCCGUGCUCGGCCACGUGCGGCCCUGGCACGCAGCGGCGCCGCGUGGCCUGCGCGCAGCAGCCCCGCAACGCGUCGUGGGAAGAGGACAACGGUGGCGACGGCGGAGACGACGGUGAUGGCAUGGGCCGCUGCCCGGGGCCCCGCCCGCCGACCCUGCAGACCUGUGAGGGCCGCCUCUGCCUCAGUGUCUGGGAAGCCUCCGAGUGGUCACAGUGCUCGGAGGGCUGCGGCACGGGCCAGCGCAACCGCAACGUCACGUGCGGCCACGCCGCCGCCGGAGGGCGCUGCGAUGCGCUGACGCGGCCCGCCCACCAGGAACCCUGCCAGGACCACUCGCGCUGCUUCGAGUGGAAGACGGCCCAAUGGUCCAAGUGCUCGUCCUCGUGCGGGCGGGGCCUGCAGUCACGAGCGGUUCAAUGCAUGCACAAAGUGACGGGUCGCCACGGGGACGCGUGCCCGCCAGGCGCGCGCCCGCCCACCUAUCGGCCGUGCCGGGCCGAGGGAGACUGCCGGCGUGAGGGCCACCGCGUGGACGGCAACACCAUCACCUCACCCAGGCUGGCCGCCCUGACGUACAAGUGCUCCGGCGACCAGUGGCCCGUGUACUGCCACGUGAUCCGCGAGAAGAACCUCUGCCGGGACAUGCGCUGGUACCAACGCUGCUGCCAGACAUGCAGAGACUUUUACGCUGGCGGGACCUCACCGGCGGCGGCGGCGCCCGGUCCGAGUGACGGAAGGUGAUGGAGAGAAAAUCCAAAGACUUGCAAAUGCUCACUAGCUCUGUUUUCUUUGACAAUCAAAAGCCAAAGCAGGAGGCCAUCCGGCACGCAGCAGUCUGCUUCUGCUUCGGGUUUUUUCUUCCUACCCAUUGCCAUUCUUUCUUUUCUAUUUGAAUCCUAAUCAUAGCAGCGCGUGUGACUGAUGGCCAGUCAGCCAGCGGGUCGGUCGGUCUAUUGCAGUGUGCUCUCGUCCACCUCCAUCAGCAGUGGGAAGGGCUGGACUCACCUCGUAAGGCUUCCUUCCGCUUCCAAUGUGUAAAGCCACUGACAAAAGUGAAGGAAGGAAAGAAACAAAACAAAGCAAAGCACCGUUGACGAGACAAACGGCAAGAGCCAACCGAGCGGCCAAAAUGCGAGUAGCUUUUCAGACAGCUGGCCCGGCCAAAGUUUGCCCAACGGAUGAGUGUGUAGUGUCAGCAGCACCGCCGCGUCAUCAGUUGGCUCCUGCCCAACCUCCCUCCCUCCCUCCCUCCUUGAGCAAGAGUGCUCAGGUCAAAGGUGCUAUCUUAUUUUUCUUUUACCGUCAUUAUUCUUGUGGUGGUUGUUGUUGUGAUUAUUGAACACAUUGAUGAAGGUUUUGUCACUAGUCACUCAGUCGGCUGGCUGCCAUUUUGUGUACUCGGCAUACGUGCGUCGCGGUGCUCUACACAAUAAAUGUUGUCGAGCUGCCA
This is a messenger RNA of Syngnathus typhle (broad-nosed pipefish), 4293 nucleotides long. RefSeq names its product ADAM metallopeptidase with thrombospondin type 1 motif, 17 (gene adamts17). Bases 156 to 3584 code for a protein of 1142 amino acids. Gene Ontology annotation, biological process: extracellular matrix organization; proteolysis. The record is from RefSeq and is a predicted model, not a curated record. Gene Ontology annotation, cellular component: extracellular matrix. Lineage: Eukaryota; Metazoa; Chordata; Actinopteri; Syngnathiformes; Syngnathidae. Gene Ontology annotation, molecular function: metalloendopeptidase activity. The transcript is spliced from 23 exons.